UCCCACUAGUAAAUUGUUUCAUUAUGGCUGCGCCCAGUUAUCGUGCAUGGUUUUCAAGAUCAUUUUGUAUACGUGGAUUAUACUUGCAGGGACAGUUGAAAAACUGUUUCAGAAACAACAAUAAUUGUAUUUUACGUACUGAUGCCCUAAGUAAAUCACAAUCAGUAUUUGAUUGUACAAGUUCUCACCUUGGCUCUUGGCAUCUGUAUUCAACUUACGCUCGAAGAGGUGACCACUCACAUCAUUCAAAAGAAGAUGACUAUAAUGAAGAAGAUGAGCAUUCUGCUAUUGCGUUGGAUCAACAAAAUGUCCAACAUCGUCAUGAUGCAGUAAAUUCAGAUGCCACCGAGGAUGGGUCGGAAUUUUCAAAGUUUCCUCUUGAUCCAACACUGCUAAGACGUUUAAACGAGCUGGGAUACAAGAAACCAUUUGCAAUUCAGACGGAGACCUUAGAACACACACUCGUAGGACGAGAUGUUAUUGGUCGGGCCAUCACUGGAAGUGGGAAGACUUUGGCAUUCGCUAUUCCUAUUGUACAAAAGAUACUACAAUCUCCACGGUUGAAGCGAUCCAGAAGUCCUCGUGCGAUCGUCAUAUCUCCCACACGAGAGCUUUGCAACCAGAUCUACAGGAGCAUCCGCGAAUUGGAUCCGACGGUGCGUUGCGUGGCACUGUAUGGUGGGGCAAGCUUUGUCCGGCAGGAGAGAGAGAUCUUUCAAGGUGUAGACGUUGUGUGUGCAACUCCAGGGCGUCUCAAUGACCACAUACAAAGGAGAACCAUAGGCGUCAACGAGCUGCAAUUCCUCUGCCUAGAUGAAGCAGACGAGUUGCUGACGCCCAACUUCAAAGACCAGAUACAAGACUUGCUCGACGAUUCUCCACGUGACAAGCAGAUGAUGCUGUUUAGCGCAACGAUGCCGCCUGACAUAGUUCACAUGACGAAGCGGUACAUGAGGGAACCGAUCCAUGUUGAUAUCACAAAAUCACAAAACAUCGUAUCACCACCUUCAGUGAAACACCAAUGCAUCCGAGCACCGCGUAGAGACCAUAUGCGGAUUGUGAGUGAUCUGAUUACUGAACACUCGCCUACAAGAUGCAUCAUUUUUCUCAAGACCAAGGUUCAGGCUAGUGACGCAGCAAGGGAGCUGCAGGCGAUGGGCGUACGAGCUGAAGCCAUCCACUCUGACCUAUCACAGAACCAUCGCGAGCGCAUACUGCUCAGCUUCCGACGUGGACUCUGCAAAAUUCUAACUGCAACAGAUGUCGCUGCAAGAGGUUUAGAUAUUCCAGAAGUUGAUCUUGUACUUCAAGUUGAACCACCAGCAAAUGGAAUCGACUACUACAUCCAUAGAUCAGGCAGGACAGGGCGAGCUGGACGGGAUGGACUUGCAGUUCUCAUUCACGAAGGCACUUUCAAUGAUAUGAAGAUUGUGAGAGAUAUCGCUCGCUGUGUAAAAUUGGAACAAAUACGGCCACCGAACUCGGAAGACACCGUUGAGAAGAUAGUUGAGUCAACAGUUGAACAGCUUAAUUCUGUGCCAGAGGACUUGCUGAAGCACACAAGAGAGGCUGCAGCAAAGCUUGAUCUUAAUGGGGAGCAAGGUGAGAAACUGAUGGCAGCAGCACUGGCACUCAUCCUGAAGAAGUCGCUACCAGCAGGUUUCUUCAACAAGGAGCCUCUGCGACAGAUUCCUCCUCACAGUCACUAUCGCGUGGACAACAAACAGCACUAUCACAACCAGAAUAAGUCGCACACAUUCAAGAGGCAGAACAGGUUUGAGUACGGCAGGGAUGAUGGCUUCCGGAAUCGGCCACGCAGAACUCGAACUCUGAACGAUAAUGACGACGAUGAUGAACUCUACUAGGUGUCUGAUGAUCAAAAUCCUAAGAUGCCAAGGAGUUAUGGCUGUACAAAAUACCAUGAAUGUUUACUGCAUGUAACUUUGACAAAAAAUUUACAGGAAUGCUAACUGUAGUAUUUCCUGAUAGCAGUUGAAUGCUAUAGCUAUAAGCAGUAGCCUCCGAGUUGGGAGGCCAGAUUAUCUUUAGCAGAUAAUAAAAUAUAACAUUUGAAGAGAAACGGCAGAUUGGUCAUUUUUGAUGUGGAUCGAUAACAUAAAUAAUCGUUUCUAUACAUUCUAUCAGUAUCUCGAGGAUCCAUAUGCAAUACGUAGUAUUCUAAUUGAACUUGUGCUUGUUUGCACACACACAAAAACUUGUCGAUAAUUUCUUGUGUAUAGAGUAAAUAAAUAUAAAAAAAUCGAGAA
This is a messenger RNA of Priapulus caudatus, 2267 nucleotides long. RefSeq names its product DEAD-box ATP-dependent RNA helicase CshA-like. NCBI's taxonomy places the organism in Eukaryota, Metazoa, Priapulida, Priapulimorpha, Priapulimorphida, Priapulidae. The transcript has 14 exons. The coding region runs from base 24 to 1865 and encodes 613 amino acids. Gene Ontology annotation, molecular function: ATP binding; RNA helicase activity; nucleic acid binding. The record is from RefSeq and is a predicted model, not a curated record.